UCACACAGUAGAUUCAGCAGCGGUGAGGGGCUGAGCAGCACAAACCUCCUGUCAUGCUUCAGGAGGAACACACACACGCUAGCCAGACUGAACUGAGCCCAGCCCCACCUCAGGAGGAGGCAGUGCUCGCUCUCUAGGUGUCUGGAUUGAGACCCGAACGCAUUCGAUUCAUCUGAUCAUCAUCAAAGCGCCUUUAAUUCUCAGUCUCAGCGACAGACAGGCGGCAACACGAGUCAUGGAGACCAGACUGCCCUCCAGCUAGCUAACUGCUAUCUAAUCGGAGUCCGAAAACAUGCGCUAGACAGGGUUGUAUAAGAAGACUGUUUCCUGUUUUCACUGGAGUGACACUGCUGUCACAUCUGGCCAUCAGCCGCUGAAAUGCAGACUUUCCUGAGAGGCAGACGAGUGGGCUACUGGCUCAGCGAGAAGAAGAUGAAGAAACUCAAUUUCCUGGCCUUUGCAGAGAUGUGCAGGAAAAGAGGAAUAGAUGUUGUGCAGCUUGACCUGAGUCAGCCAUUAGAGGAGCAGGGUCCCCUGGAUGUCAUCAUUCACAAGCUAACAGACCUGAUCCUGGAGGCGGACCAGAACGACACCCAGUCCCUGCUGCUGGUCCAGCGUGUGCAGGAUUAUAUUGACGCUCACCCAGAGACCAUUAUUCUUGACCCACUUCCAGCCAUCCGAACUCUGCUAGAUCGCUGCAGGUCCUACCAGCUGGUGCACAAGAUAGAGGACUGUAUGAGAGAUGUAAGGAUCUGUUCUCCUCCAUUUAUGGUGCUGAACAGUGAGUGUGGCCCAGACACACUGGAGCAAAUCGAGCAGCAUGGUCUUACAUUCCCUUUCAUUUGCAAAACACGGGUUGCUCACGGAACUAACUCUCAUGAGAUGGCUAUAAUAUUCAACGCCGAGGACCUAAAGGACGUGAAGCCACCGUGUGUCAUUCAGAGUUUUAUAAACCACAAUGCUGUGCUCUAUAAGGUGUUUGUGGUGGGCGAGUCGUACACUGUGGUGGAGAGACCAUCACUCAAGAACUUCCCCUCUGGACCAUCUGACAGAAAAGCGAUUUUCUUCAAUAGCCACAAUGUGUCCAAGCCAGAGUCGUCCUCUGACCUCACAUCUAGAGAUAAUGUGGAAGGUGUUUCUCAGCCCCCGAAUGAUGACGUCAUCCGGGAACUGUGUAAAUCUCUACGGGAAGCUCUCGGGGUUUCGCUCUUCGGCAUCGACGUCAUUAUUAACAACCAGACGGGCCAACACGCUAUCAUUGACAUCAAUGCAUUCCCUGGAUAUGAGGGCGUUCCUGAGUUCUUCACUGACCUCCUCAACCACAUCAUCAGUGUCCUCCAAGAUCACUCCUCCAAUGACCCCUCGGCCCCACCCCCUCCCAGCCAGCUGCCCGCUUUAGGCGCUGGAGAGCGCAACUGCGCCCCCUCCCAGGAGUGCUGCGGCAUGCUGGGCAAGGAGUCGGACAGCAGCCCCUGGAUCGUGGAGGGCGACGGUGGUCUGAAAGGCCCGCGUCAGAGACUGGGCUGCAACACGGCCAUGUCCCCCAACUUCCAACAGCACUGCGUGUCCACGAUAGCCACAAAAGCCUCGUCACAAUGACUGCCGUCACCCUACUGUCCCACCCCUCCGCCAUCCUUCCCUGAACAAAUUGUGAAAACAGAGUGAAUAAUAUACAAUAACAAUAAUAACUACUAUACUGAUAAAAUAUAUCUGUAAUCAAAAAUAAACUAUAUUGGGAAUCAUAAUGAUGUUGAUAAUGGGCAUUUAAUUCUAUCUUCUAUGCCUUUGCAUACAGUUUUUUUCUAAUAACUCAGUACUGUAAUGUGAAUGUUUGGGAAAUCAACAUAGAUCAACAUCUAAAUCAGUUUAAAUUUGAGUCACAGUGGAUGUUAGUUAAGUGAACAUACUAGGCAUGUUAGAUAUUUAAGCUGGAAGACAGUUCUGAAGGUUUUCUUUUCUUGAUUAUGGAAAAGACUAACUGAAAACACAAAAACACCCAAAUAAUCUAACAACCAGGACACCUAAAAUGUCUUUGUGCUCUGUAUUUAGUGGCAAUCCUAUAUUGUGAUGAUCCACAGUGUAUAUCUUUGUGCAACGUCUGCAAAUCUGCUCCGUAAGCCAAAUGACGGCCCAGCGUGCAGCUCAUGCAGACCGUGUGCCACUGUGUUUGAUCUUGUGACACUCCGUAAUCUUUCCAUUAUGCUCCGAAAGACUUUCAUCAUCUUUCCAUAAACAUUGUGACACCUGACAUUUUUCAUGUGCAUUUCAACGCAUUAUAUCACGAGGUGUUAUAUGAAGUGGGAGAAAAAUCGAAUGAUGAAGAUCCAGGUGAACAGUGUCAAGUACCGUUAAUGUUUUGAUAGUUUUAUGAAAGACCCCGAAGAGGCUAAAAUUCAACUAUUCUUUUAAAAAUUCUUCUAAACUCUGUUGUUUGUCAGUGUCAAGUUUGGUUGGACGGUUGCAAGAGGAUAUAUUGACAUUCCCUGUAUGUGUGUGUGUGUGUGAGAGAUGUUUUUUUAGCAGGCGUUCCUUUAAAAGAUCUAAAGUUUUGUACAUGAUUCAGUUUUGAAAGUCAUUAAUUUUCAUGCUUCAGAUUAGUACACACCCUUGAAAUAUUUGAACAAACUGUACAAGAUGGAUGUUCAUGUAUAUGUUGUGAGUAUUUUUUCUUGUUCUAAUUGCAAGGAAGGACACAUCUCUUCCACAAAGGGUUAAAUUCUUGGUUACCAUUCCUGGGUUAAAAGGAAAAUUAACAUAGAUUUGUACAAUUUUGUUCAUAUUCCUCCAAGUUAUAAAUGGAAUAAUUGCUAGCUUGUUUGAAAAUCACUAAUGAAUACAAAGUAUUUGUUUUAUACAUCAUGUAGUUAGCAGAACGUUUCAUUUUGUUGCUGAUUUAAAUCAGACUGUUUUGUGAACUGCCAUGUGGUGUGUUCCAAAAAUUGUUUAGCACUAAUUAAUGUCAAUAUAUGUCAUUAAAACCAUCUGAACAAUAUUUACAUUAAUUAAAAUGUAAUAAAGCCAAAACGUGAUUUGCA
Ctenopharyngodon idella (grass carp) is the source of this 3035-nucleotide messenger RNA. RefSeq names its product inositol-tetrakisphosphate 1-kinase b (gene itpk1b). The transcript is spliced from 11 exons. NCBI's taxonomy places the organism in Eukaryota, Metazoa, Chordata, Actinopteri, Cypriniformes, Xenocyprididae. The record is from RefSeq and is a predicted model, not a curated record. Gene Ontology annotation, molecular function: magnesium ion binding; inositol-3,4,5,6-tetrakisphosphate 1-kinase activity; ATP binding. Gene Ontology annotation, biological process: inositol trisphosphate metabolic process. Bases 379 to 1599 code for a protein of 406 amino acids. Gene Ontology annotation, cellular component: cytoplasm.